AUGCCUCCUAAAUAUGAGUCUGGUGCUCAAAAGAGGAAAAGGAAACGAAAUGAAAUUGCAUUGAUUCAAAGUCAAGUAGGGGAUAUUAACAAGUACUUCAAAAGCAACAAUGUGAAUGCGUUGAAUGAGGAUGAAGUAGGGGCUAAUGCAAAAGAGAUUCAAUACACGUAUCUUGAUGCAAGUCGUGAGGAGCAGAUGUCUUUAAUAGUACGAUUUGUAGAUGAUUCAGCAAACUUACCUACAGUUGAGGAACAUUGGCUUGAAUUUUUGAAGGUAGAUGACACAACAGGACUUGGACUUGCAACCGAGCUUCAAAAGGUUUUGAUCAAACUUGAUCUGGAUAUUGAUGACAUUAGAGGGCAAGGGUAUGAUAAUGGAUUUAACAUGAGCGGGAAGCACAAAGGUGUACAAAAAAGACUGUAUCCUUCUUCGGAGUGA
This is a messenger RNA of Olea europaea var. sylvestris, 438 nucleotides long. RefSeq lists its product as uncharacterized. The coding region runs from base 1 to 438 and encodes 145 amino acids. The record is from RefSeq and is a predicted model, not a curated record. NCBI's taxonomy places the organism in Eukaryota, Viridiplantae, Streptophyta, Magnoliopsida, Lamiales, Oleaceae. The transcript is spliced from 3 exons.